Molecule: messenger RNA, 4502 nt
Organism: Ruditapes philippinarum (Manila clam)
Lineage: Eukaryota; Metazoa; Mollusca; Bivalvia; Venerida; Veneridae
Product: lysosomal protective protein-like
Exons: 14
Coding region: 142-1593 (483 amino acids)
Biological process (GO): proteolysis
Molecular function (GO): serine-type carboxypeptidase activity
Source: RefSeq, a predicted model, not a curated record
CACAUGACCAAACUGUUACAAAAGCGACAAAAGGAAGAGGCUGAGAGUAAGUAGUUUAAGUGGUUUGUUGUUAUUAUUGUGAAUUUGUAGGAGUUUUGUUGAAUUGGUUUCAGAUAGAUUUAGUGAAUCGUUGACAAAGAGAUGAUUAGAUACACAAUUCUAACUUUACUCCUGGCGUUCCCAUGUUUAUUUGCGGCCCCACAAGCAGACCUUGUGGUGUCACUGCCAGGAUUGACUAAACAGUUACCAUGGAAACAGUACUCCGGUUACCUGAAAGCUUCUGGCACCAAAAAACUCCAUUACUGGUUUUUAGAGUCAGCUAAUAAACCAGCUACAGAUCCUCUUGUAUUGUGGAUGAAUGGAGGACCAGGUUGUAGUUCUGAUCUAGGUCUUCUAACAGAACAUGGACCUUUUAGGAUAGCAAAGGAUGGAUCUGGUGUAACAAUUAACAAAUACAGCUGGAAUAAUGUAGCUAACAUGUUAUACUUAGAGGCCCCAGCAGGGGUAGGCUACUCGUAUUCUGAUGAUAAAAAUUAUACCACUGAUGAUGAUCAGGUUGCCAGUGACAAUUUCCUCGCUCUUCAAGACUUCUUCUCAAAGUUCCCCGAAUACGCUAACCAUGAUUUUUACGUGACUGGUGAAAGUUACGGUGGUAUUUAUGUACCCACGUUGUCCAGCCGGUUUGUUGAUGCAAAAGCUGCCAACUUUAAAGGAAUGGUGAUCGGGAACGGAAUAUCAAACUUUGAUACAAAUGAUAAUUCCCUGUUGUAUUUUGGAUACUAUCAUGGGCUUCUUGAUGACACUUUAUGGAAUAAGAUGUUGAAUGCAUGUUGUCCAGGGGAGUCAGGGAGACGAUGUCAUUUUGUCAAUGGUUAUCUUGACGAUGAUAAGUGCUCAGAUAUUGUUCAGCAAGGAUUAUCAAUCAUCUACGACACAGGAUUAAACGAAUACAACUUGUAUGCCAAGUGUGAAGUACCAAAGUUUAAAGGCUACAUCUACUCAAAUAAAUCAUUCGUUUACGACCUGCCCAGUUUUGGACACAGAAAACAUCCUCACAUGAUUAAGAAAAUAAAUAGAAUUUUUCAUCCAACUGAUUUAACGGAAAUCAAGUUACGUAAGCAGUAUGAGAAGUCAGUAAGAUUAACUCCCCCUUGUUUAGACUACGGGUAUGUGAUUAGUUACAUGAAUACAGGACCAGUAAGGGCAGCUCUACAUAUCUCACCAUUUGCUCAAGACUGGGAUGUCUGCAGUGCUGUGGUUGGUGGAGGAUAUGUGAGACUGUAUAAUGAUGUUACAAUGUUCUACAGGAAAGUCCUUGAUGCUGGGAAAAAGGUGUUGGUGUAUAAUGGUGAUGUAGACAUGGCGUGUAACUUUCUUGGAGAUGAAUGGUUUGUGGAAGCUCUCAACUUGCCAGUUGUAACAGAACGUAAACCAUGGUAUGUAGAAGAUAGUACAGGAACAAAACAGGUGGCUGGAUUUGUGAAACAGUUCAAACAGUUGACUUUAACCACCAUCAGGGGGGCAGGUCACAUGGUACCUCAGGAUAAGCCAGUGGCUGCUCUGGAAAUGAUCAGCUCAUUUUUACAUGGAUAGUGAUCCAGUUAUCAUCCAGUGAUCCAGUUAUCAUCUAGUGAUCAAAUUAUCUUCUAGUGAUCCAAUAAUCAUCCAGUGAUCCAAUUAUCAUGUAGUGACUAUAUUAUCAUCCAGUGAUUCAAUUAUCAUCAAAUGAUCCAAUUAUCAUCUAGUGAUUGUAUUAUCAUCCAGUGAUCAUCCAGUGAUCUCUUAUUAACUUGCUUUAUUGUUGAUUUCAAUACCACCGCAAAACUUAACGAGAAAUUUACAUUUCCGGCCAUGCUUGUUACUUUAUAUUUACACUAGUGUAGUAUGUAUUGUCAGGAAUAGAAUUCCGUUGCUUUUUAAGUAGAUCUCUGGGAACUUUUUUUUCUUAAAGGAACUCCACUGAGGUCCAUUGGCCUUAAAUAAUAAAUUUUGAAAUUCUUUCUUUAAUCAACUGAUACUAAACUUAAAUGUACAUAUUUUAUUGUAAGUUUUCUUUUUGACAAGUGGGCAAAACAGUGCAUUGAUAUGGUGUAGAGAUUUAUUAGUUUAUACUUUUACACUGAUUCCAGUUUGUUUUUUUUACCUUUUUUCCUGCUGAAUUUAUGUAUUUUGUAAUUGACUUAAUUUAGAACUACCCUUUGCUUAUGUGAGGAAUUUUUUGUAUAAGCAGGUACCUAAUGUGAAGCAGGUACAUGUAACUGGUCAUAUUUUAGGCAAGGGUGGGGGUGGUUGUAGUACCCACCGGAGCACGGCAUUGAGCCACAUUAAAUUUACCAGAGCACAGUUCAACCACUACACUGUUCCUGAGUAAAAUAUCAAGCAGUGUAGCAGUACAAGAUGUCUUUACUUUCACGAGGAACUGUUGACUGGUUACAUUACAUAGUCAGCCUGGUUAUAUACUGGAGGCAUAGACAUGUUCAUAUAUCACAUAUAACAUUAAAAUUAAAGGUGUAGAAUCAGAAUUCUUCUUAUGACACCAAAUAUUCAGUAACAUAACAAAAACAUUAAAUAUAUGAUAUUUAAUAAACAGGUUUUCAUUUUAUGAUUGUUAUUGUUUGAGAAUAUAUAUGAUUCAAUAUAACUUUUGUUUUUGUUACAUGAUUAUUUUAUGAUGUUAUAAUUUGAUGUGUUAUAGAUCUACUGGUUGCUCAAUUAGUCACACUUACUGUAGUUAGACAUCCUGAUACAUUAAUUAAAGGCCCAUUAUGCCCCAGAAAUACAUUUAUGUUUUGUUACUCAGAAUCUUCUCUUUUUUUGGUUUCUUGUUAUAGAUUAAAAAAAAAAAACAACAAAAAAAACCUCAUUGACCAUAUUUUGCAUGUGUCACUCUUUGGGAAUAAGUACAGUUUUAGUGAUUUGUGAAACAUCUAUUUGUUUCUGAGGCAUGAUGCACCUUUAAAUAUAUGUAAUUGUUGUAGAUAAAUCAAAAUAUAUGGUAUUGUUAUACAAAUUAAGGCAAUUUGUCUCAAGUUCAUAAAUUUUUCAUGUAAUACACAAAUCGAGUAAGAAUGUAAAUGACUAAGAGCUAUUAAUAUCUUGUCAAUUUUCAAGUAUAUAUAACAAAUCACAAAUGCAUGUUUAUAAGUUAAAUGCAGGAAAUGUUGAAAUUUGGUGAAAUUUUUCCUGUUAAAAUAUGAUGAAAUAACCUAAUAUACCGUGACUUAGAUAUAUGUUGCCUGUAUAUGAUAUCUUUGUAUAUAUAGAGUUGAAAUCAAAAGUUUUAUGUCCGCCAUAAACACACCGCAAAUCAAACAAAUAUUAUAUUAUUAUUAAGAGGAUAUUUUUUCGUUUGAGUGAAAUAUGGAAUAUAUUUUCACGAAACACGAUAAAAUGCCACAUAUUUUCACGAGCCGGGACAGCGAGUGAAAAUAUGUGGCAUUUUAUCAUGUUGAGUGAAAAUAUAUACCAUAUUUCACGAAAAACGAAAAAAUAACCUUUUUAUUUAAUUUCAUUAUCAAAGAAAAAUGGUUACGAACCCCCUUGCUUGCUACGCAACUGCAAUUGUACAGCGCGCAGUAAUAUAAUUAUUGUCUUGUUUUGCACGCGAUAUUUAGCGCUACAUUGUGACGUCACGUAAACAACUCUUUAAACGUCUGUACAGCGUUAAUGACUGAAUUAAAGAUAUUGGUGUUCGGAUUUAUUUUCUUAGUUAGACCAUUUUCUAUCAUUCUAGAUAGUUUUCAAAUCAAAAUUCAACAAAAAGUUGUUAUUUAUUUAUCAGAUUUUGUAAACAAAAUGGCGAAAGAAGUCCCCUAAAAUAAAUAUGAGUUUUGACUCCGCCCACUUUCAUAUUUAUAUUUCAUAUUUAUUUUUUACAAAUAUGAAAUAUAUUUGACUGAUAUAGCACCAUAUUUCAUGGGUAAAAUUAAAUAAAAUAUUAUAUUUUCAACCAAAUAUUGAGAUAUGUGUGUCAAUUAAAGCCAAAAAAAAGAAUGAUUGGUUAUUUUUAUCAUUGUUGUAGCAAAUUAUUAUCUUCAGUGGCACAUAGAUGUUGUGCUGAAAGUAGCACACUUAUUUUUGCAUUUGAUGUUCACAUCUCAAGAUUUCCUUAUGAAGUCAUUACCAUUGGAUCAUUCAAACUUACUGAAAUUCUUGAGUCUAUAUUGUGCCAUCAGUGCUUUGAUAUAGUAUAGGUAGACAGUAAGUAAUCAUCAUUGUUUUGUUAAUUGUCUGUAUCUCUUCAUUUUUAGCUUUUAUCAGUACAUCAAUAAUUAUGUAUUGUUACCAAGUCAUGGACCCAUUGUAUAUUUAUUUUAUAACAAGUACCUUAGGGUUACAUGUAGGCUUUAAAGAUAGGAAUAAUUUCCAAAAUUUUGUAGCAAAUAUAGUUAUAGAAUUUGCAAUAAUUAUGUUUUAUUUUUUUGCAUUCCAAAGCUUGUUUCUAGAUGUCAUUAUAGAUAUACAUGUAUAUAUAGUUUAAAUAAAAUAUUUUGUUGUAAGAA